CCUCUCACUCUGAUGGACGGUUUAUAAAGAGCAUCAGAUUGCAUGAGCCGCUUCACUUUUCUCACAGACACCGAUUUCUCUGCACAGGAAUGAAAUCAGAAUAUCCUGAAUAAUGGGGGCCCAGGUUUCAGUCGUCAAUCAGACUCCUUAUACCUGGCACUUUGCCACCCAGGACAGAGGGUUUACCCGCGUCAAUCCUGGCAGCAGAGCACAGUAUGAGGAGAAAAAGUUAAUCCAUCGCUACAUCUACGUCAGAUAUGGUAAUCACACGUGGAACAGUUUUACGUACGAGUUUAACACCCAUAAAGGCGACGCCUCCUUCAUCUUAAGGGAAACCUUCGACCGUUCCAAGAUUCAGAUGCACUGCACCUCUGAGGGCGGCACUCAUUACUGUCCCAACUAUGGAAAAAUAGAAGAAGAUGAAAAACAAAGACAGCAAGAGGAGGAGAGAAGACGUCUGGAACGGUUGGAACGUGAGCAAAGUAUUCAACAGGAGCUGGACAGAGAGAGUGAAUCAUCCAGACUCAAGCUUUCUCGAGCAACUGAGCGGCUUCGUGAAAAACAGAGCUUCAGAGGUCACGAGCAACAUCAUGAACGCACACAAGUUCUCCAUCAGCAAAUAGAAGAUGACGCUGCUGCAAUUGAGAGGGACGAGGUUACCGAUGUUGAAGAACAAUUCAAAGACAUGUUGUUAAAGUACCAGAUCACAGAAGAUGAAGAGGUACAGCAUGACCAGAUUUGGGACAGGAUUAAGACCCUCCAGAAUGAACUUGCAGUUCAAUAUUGUAGAGAAAACAACCUUUCAGUAUGGUCUGAGUUUACAUUUGAUCAUGCUAUAAGAUAUAAUGAGCUGUCUCUUACAGAGAAGCUCACAGUUCUUGAGGCAUCUCUACAGUUCAUUCUGAACAGUAGCACUGAAGACGCUAAAGAUGAUGAAGACAAGCCACUUGGCUGGGAGAAGAAGUAUGAUUUUCUCUUGGGUUUGGUGGAGCAGCUUCAUGCCACAAAUGCAACUUUGGCAGAACACAUUUUAUUAAAUGUACUUGACAUAAUCUCAGAGCUUUCACCACAAAGUAGGGGCAUUUUGGGUCAAAUGUUGUUCAACAGAAUCUGGACCCCAACAGAAAUAAUGCUCUUCAUUUGCAAAAGUCCAGGUAUCAAAUGUGAUCAACUCGAUUCAGUUCUCCACACGGCACAAACCUACCACCUGGACUGCAUCCACGUUCUCUCUGCUCUUACGAAUGAAAACCCUCUAAUGUUUCUUGAAGAACAAAUAAAAAACGACAAAGAAAAAGAUGCUGAUACAAUUGUGAAGGAACUUCGUGAAGCAAACUGUCCAGAGAAAGUCUUGGUGCUGUUGAAGGAUGUGCUUCGAUACGUAGAGUCGGAACUCCCAAAAUAUAAAUUGGUGGACCUUACUGAAGAAAAAGUCGCUGAUUUGAAAAGGAAGAUAACAUCCCUUAAUCUUACAAACCCAGAUAUUGACAUUCUGAAAGACGUAUUAAUUGGAAUGUCAAUAGCAGUGCAAGACUGCUCAACAAUCACCACAAAAGACAACAUGAAGAUUCAAGGCUAUUUUCCAAGGUGUACACAACUAGCAUCGUUGCUUUUGCUCCUACUGGCACAGCUGACAGAAGAUAAAGGAUGUCUUCUAGAGAUUGGCACAGGUGAGGGAAAGUCCUGUAUCUUAGCCAUGUUUGCAACAAUUCUGGCAAUCCGUGGAACAAAAGUGGACAUUGUGACAAGCUCUCCAGUUCUAGCCAGACGAGAUCAAGAAGAGUGGAAAAAGUUUUUUGAAAUGUUUGGUGUCACCUCAUCGGUAGUACCUCCAUGUUACUCAAGUAACUAUUCACCAGAGGAACAAGAGGAACAUCUUAAAGAUGCUUACAGGCAACAAAUAGUAUAUGGCACAGUGGGAGUCUUUGCAGCAGACACACUUAAACAGGAAUUUGAGAAGAGAACUACUCGCGGUACAAGACAAUUUGAGCUUGUAAUAGUGGAUGAAGUGGACUACAUGACAUUGGACAAUGGAGUUCAAGUAACAUUCUUGUCCCAUGAAUCUAGUGGAUUUAGGCACGUAGAGCAAGUGCUUUCCAACAUAUGGGCCAUGAUAUCUACUUGUCAACCAGUUGAAAUGCUUGAAACACGGGAGAUAAAAUGGGCGACAAGGAUACAGUACUUUCAUAAAGCCGUAACAGCAGCCGUCAUGGGACUGGAAACAGACAGCUUUUCAGCAAAUGAGAUCUUGCUGCCUGGAGUGACUUUGGAAUUUUACACUCAGGAGGACAUUGAAAUUAUACGUCAAGCUGAGACCAAGAAAGGAAAUGAUGAUGAUGGAAAUGAGGACAGAAUGUCCAAAGCAUUAUCUGAAGUCAUGAAGAAACUUGGAGUUUCACAUCAGUAUGAUCUACUGAGUAUAUUUGAGGAGGUCUUGGAGAACAGUGCAGUGUUUAAGUGCUAUACGUUAGAGAAUAAGAAAGCAAAAUGUUUUGAAGCUCAGGAAAAACGAGGUGACCUUAAUGUUGAAAUGCUACUGCUGGAAGGAGGACUGGCAUGUGAAAUCAUGUCUGAGAAAUCCCUCAUUGAUGCAACUGUAAGCACAAUAAAGUCAUAUAUCAAGUACUCAGAUAACCUCCAAACAGCCGAAGAAUCCACCAACUUCAUUGUCAUCCCGGUUUUCUUGAAAAGCUACGUUGAGAAUCAGUUACCAGUUUUUGUUGAGAAUGCACUAAAGGCUGUUGAGAUGUCACGGGGCCGGGAAUACAUGAUCGACACCUCACCGGCCGGUGAAAGAGUUGCUGACAGUCAUGACAUAGACGAGUAUAAUGCAAUAAUUCCAGUGGACUUCAAAGCGAGCGGUGUGCUGGAGAAAAACAAGAAGUGGGGUAAUGGUCUGCAACAAUUUUUGGAGUUCAAGCACCGACUUGCGAUUUCUCCAAUAUCCAACGUGACAAACUACAUGUCAAAUUUCCAUUAUUUUCAAAGGUAUCUCAGUGGGAGUGGUAUAUAUGGGGUUUCUGGUACAUUAGGAGGUAAGGCAGAUCAGGGCUUUCUGGAAAGACAUUAUAAAGCCAAGAGCUACACUGUACCUGCACAUCGCCAUAAAAGGGUGGUGGAGCUUCCAGUCGUCCAGGUGAAAGGUGGGAAUCACCAAUGGAUUCAGACUAUUUGUGAAACUUCAUGGAAAGUAGCAGACAGAGGGCAAGUUGUCUUGGUAAUUUGUGAAGAUGUUAAAACAGCAGAUGAACUACAUGAGAAAAUACAAGAUGGUGGCAGAUUUAAGGCAGAACAGAUUACUCUGUACACAAUCAGCGAGAAGCACAACAUUGAAAGAGAGAAAUUCAGUGCAGGCAGAAUAAUCAUUGCUACAAAUCUCGGAGGACGGGGUACAGACAUCAAGGUUGAUGAAAGUGUGAAUAAGUGUGGUGGUCUUUUCGUUCUUCUUACUCACUUUCCACCCAACCGAAGAGUGGAGAAACAAAUAUUUGGUCGUACGUCUCGAAAAGGCAAUCCUGGGAUGGUCCAGAUGGUUGUAAACUGUGAUCAUCUCGCACCAGCUUACCAAGGUCAGUCUGUGGAAAUCAUGCGCCAGCUAAGAGAAGAUUAUGAAACUAAACGAAUUCACGACAUGGAAAGUGAUGAGCUGGUUGAAAUAAACCUAAAGGAAAAACUGUUCUCCACUUUUUGUACAUUGCUGAAAAACUUUGAUGGGCAUUACACACAUCAAGAAAAACUGGACCCCAUUGGAAUGCAGCUCCAAAAUAUUCCUGAUUGCUUUAAACAUCAUCAGCCUAAGUUUGAUUAUCAGCCAGCCAUCAACGCUUUGAAAGAAUCUUGGGCCUUGUGGUUGACCCUUCACGAAGAUCACAUCAAUAGGCAUGAUGACUUCAGACAACUUGAAGCAGACCUUAUCAGGACAAUAAACGAAACAAGUGUAAAGCUGCUGCAAGGACAAUGUAAUAAUUUAUAUGAUCACAUCAAACAGGCAAUUGUAAGAACUGAUCUACACUGCCGCGACAAAUCCAACAAUGCCUUUGGAGCCGAAUCCUAUUGGCAAAAAGUUGCUAACUUUGACCCACACUACAAGGCUGUGGCACUCUAUAACCAGGCAUACAUCACCAUCAACCUCGGUAAGGGUAACUAUAAAGCAGACGCUAUGAAACUGCUGGAAGACGCAAAGAAAUCCAUUGACGUCUACGUCUCAGAAGUUUCAAACACAAUGGUCUCAAGUAACUUAUCAGUCACUGGUAACAAAGAUCAGAGUACAGACAACAACAACUUUCAGAGUCAAAUGGAGGCCAGAAUGAACAUCUUUAAGUCUUGAAGGACGUACAUUGAUAAUGCAUCAGCUAAACUUAAAGAGCUGGAGAAAAACAACAAUGACGCCAUUACAGAAGACUGUUCAGUCUACAUGCUUUCUGAA
Molecule: messenger RNA, 4423 nt
Organism: Rhinichthys klamathensis goyatoka
Lineage: Eukaryota; Metazoa; Chordata; Actinopteri; Cypriniformes; Leuciscidae
Exons: 5
Coding region: 113-4324 (1403 amino acids)
Biological process (GO): protein targeting; protein import
Cellular component (GO): membrane
Molecular function (GO): ABC-type protein transporter activity; ATP binding
Source: RefSeq, a predicted model, not a curated record